Penicillium argentinense is the source of this 603-nucleotide messenger RNA. RefSeq lists its product as uncharacterized. The transcript has 2 exons. NCBI's taxonomy places the organism in Eukaryota, Fungi, Ascomycota, Eurotiomycetes, Eurotiales, Aspergillaceae. Bases 1 to 603 code for a protein of 200 amino acids. The record is from RefSeq and is a predicted model, not a curated record.
AUGAUCGACAUGGAACCUGCUUCACUGCGACAGUACUACCCUAGAAAAGUAACUGAUAUCAUGGACUUCGAAGACCCUGACAGGUGGGUCGUUUCAGACAAGCCAACGUGCCUGCAGAAGGCAGUAGGGAUCGCCGUCUCUUACCAAUCGCCCACGGCCCGGUCGCUUUCAGGGUCGAGCAUCGAGCAUCGAGCAUCGCGAGAGCUCGUCCGGAAAAAAUCCUCCGUGCCAGUGUGGCUCAAUGGCCGUGGCGACAGGCAGACGCGGGUCCACGACCGUGAUCCACUUUGUCUCCGGGGGUUAGACGGACUUGACAUCACAUUCAGGAGAGCUCCCGAUCAGCCGGCGAUCAACGGCGGCCUUGCCCCGGGCGAGACGGAGUUCCCCGUAUCUCGACCUGCCAUCGAGAUUGCCAUCGGGCUACAGGGCACUGCUGAUCCCCUCCAGGGAGAUGCCAUCCCUGCAUGUCCAGAGCUUUACUCCGGUGGAGAACGUGGGCAUGGCGCUGGUCUGGAAGAAUUGGCGCAAUCUGCGUGUGACAGCAAAGUGAGAGAUCGUCGCUGGAGGAAGGUCGGCACCGCCACGAUUCUUGGAGGUUGCUAG